AUGGCCGCUGCAGUGUUUCGGUCGACGCUGCGUUGCUGGCGAACCGGCGUCCAGCCGGGCCACGCGCUGCGGCUGCUGAGCCAGACCCAAGGGCCUUCGGACCACCCCAGCUUUGUGGAGUCUGUGGAUGAGUACCAGUUUGUAGAGCGCCUGUUACCCCCCACCAGGAUUCCAAAUCCCCCAAAGCAUGAACAUUAUCCUACCCCUAGUGGCUGGCAGCCUCCCAGAGACCCCCCGCCCAACCUGCCCUACUUUGUGCGGCGUUCUCGGAUGCACAACAUUCCCGUCUACACGGACAUCACACACGGCAACCGUCAGAUGACUCUGAUCCGGAAGGUGGAAGGGGACAUCUGGGCCCUGAAGAAGGAUGUGGAAGACUUUCUGAGCCCGCUGCUGGGGAAGACACCUGUCACCCAGGUCAAUGAAGUGACAGGUACCCUGCGGAUCAAGGGCUACUUUGACCAGCAGCUCAAAGCCUGGCUUUUGGAGAAGGGCUUCUGAGAGCCCGCUGAGCCGUCUGCGUGAUAGAUGCCCCUAGAGUGGAGUCCAGGGGCUCUCAGGGAGAGGGAGGUGGGUGUUGGAACCCUCAGCACAGGGGAUAGAGACCAGGGCAAAGGGCUCGGGUGGGGCAGAGUGUGAGGGCCUAGGGACUUUGGGGUCAGGACUGGCCGACAUUGAAGGCACAAACGGGCCCCUGUGCCCAGGUGUUUGUCCUGGGGGAGAGCUGACACUGGAGACCAGCCUAGAGCAGCCAAGCUAGUGGCAUCAGCCUCUGUCCUCCCCCCACCCUCCAGCCUGCUCCUGCUUCUUCGUCAGUGCUUAGCCAUCUGGUGGAAGCAGUAGCCCAGCUAGUUUAGGGAUCGGCAGGGCAGGCCUCCUGGACACAUUCCUUCCCUACCCUCCGGAGUUCACUGCUGCGGACACACCCAUACCCUUGCUCUAGGCUGGACCUGGCUCGGUGGAGGCUGUGGAGUGCGCUGAUGGCUCAGGUGUGGGUCCUGGAGGUCUUAAGCUCCAAGUGCUGUGCAGGCACAGAGCACACGUUAACCUCCGGGCUCUGUCUACCUGUUGGAGAGGUAGGGGUUCCCUUCCAGGUCCCUGUUCACACCACAGGGGAGUACCUGGGAGUUCCUCCCAGCCUGCUGACCUGAAUCAAGACAGCACAGGGCCCUGCAGGCAGGAGGAUGCUGACCUUUCGCCUGCCAUCCUGUCCUACCUCCAGCCAGCAGGCACAAUACUUGCCCUAUCGGUGGGCUCCCAGGGGCUGAAGGCCUGAGUUCCCACCCACCCCAGCAUAAAACUAAAACAGCUGUCAGAUCCUGGCUCCCCCACUUGGCCUCUGACCUAAGGGUACCGAAUUUCUCUGGGCUGUUUCUCCAUACGUAAAACGGGAUACCUUCUUAGUUGGUUAAUAGGCGACAGUGUCCCCAGGAAUGCUUUCACAAAAACAAACCCUCACCCUUAGAGAUUCCAGUCACUCAAGUUUACAGCUCAGCGAGGAAAAGGAACCAGACACACUGAGCUGUGACACAAGCCCCACCAGUCGUUAAUGCAAGUUUUUAUUUGGCCGUAUAUACAAUUUAAGCUAUUAAAAUUUGUACAGUAUUUACAAAUUAAAUAAUCAUCUGAAACUGU
Carlito syrichta (Philippine tarsier) is the source of this 1635-nucleotide messenger RNA. RefSeq names its product mitochondrial ribosomal protein L49 (gene MRPL49). Gene Ontology annotation, molecular function: structural constituent of ribosome. Gene Ontology annotation, cellular component: ribosome; mitochondrial large ribosomal subunit. The record is from RefSeq and is a predicted model, not a curated record. Bases 1 to 501 code for a protein of 166 amino acids. Lineage: Eukaryota; Metazoa; Chordata; Mammalia; Primates; Tarsiidae. Gene Ontology annotation, biological process: translation. The transcript has 4 exons.